AGUAGAUAAAGUAGUCAAGCACUACUCGGCGUCCUGCUCGUACUGCUCAUGAUCACAAUUCCUGCCGUACUCCUGCUUCGGCGCACGACCGCACGGUCACUUGGUCAGUGUGUGUUCGCUCGCGGCGCAACGACGUCGCACACCGCCGCCGCCGAUAAAUGGACCGAACACAUUUGCAGGCGUCGCGAUGAUUAACUGAAAUUAUCCGAAUUGAACGCAGCGAGGGGAGCGCGAGCCGGAAGCGAUUGCGAGACAAUGAUAAUACGCACAUAACGGCGACGAUCUCGGCCGGCCACGCGAAGAGCGCAGCAACAACCAAUACUCGAAACCAAAACAACCGCAUUGAAGAUGAACGUGUUGCUGCGGCAGAUCAACAGCUUGGGAUGGAAACGAAUGUUCAUGUUGUUCUUCACCUUCUGGCUGCUCAUCUUCAUACUCACGAUUCUGCCUAUGUUCAACGCGCAAGUGAAUAACAACGAUGCAAAGACUGCUGAGAGGUUGGCCAGAGCACUUAGUGAGCUUGAAGCUCUUCGCAAGCAGAACACUGAACUGCAUGAACUCUUCAAAGAUAUUAACAUAGGUGGAUUGAAAGCUGAAGAAAAAGAAGCCCUGGAGAAUUUUCAGAUGAGAUUAACAAAAGCUGAUAAAACAAUAAGUAAUAAUCAGGAACUAGGAUACAUCAGUCAGAAAGAAGAGCCCAAUCAACAAUAUGAAGUCACAAGAAGAAGAAUUGAGAAUAAUAUUAGAGAGUUUUGGGCAUAUGUGAACUCAGAGCUGGUGAAUAUUCAGACACAAGUGAAAAGUCUUGCACCAGAUCUUGUUGGUACAAUUAGUAAUACAAUAAAGCUGGGAAUACAGCAUAAAAGAAGUUUGAUACAUGAUGUGCAGCUAUUGAGUGAUGUGGAUGGCUUUGCAACAUGGAGGGAAAAAGAAAUUAAUGCUCUUAGUGAUAAAGUACAGAACAGAUUUAAAUACCUGCAGAAUCCUAAAGAUUGCAAGAAGGCAAGAAAAUUAGUGUGCAGCUUAAACAAGGGUUGUGGUUACGGUUGCCAGCUGCAUCACGUUGUCUACUGCUUCAUGGUGGCGUACGGCACCGAAAGAACGUUAAUAUUGAACUCAAAAGGAUGGCGUUAUCACCGGCGAGGUUGGGACGAAGUGUUCCUGCCGAUCAGUGACACGUGCACCAGCGCUGUCGGCGAAAGCAUUAAAAAUUGGCCCGGCACUCCUGAUACGCAGGUUCUUUCUCUGCCGAUAAUCGACUCGCUAUCUUCACGUCCGCCUUUCCUGCCUCUCGCUAUCCCUGAGGACUUGUCUCAACGACUAACAAGAAUUCAUGGGGAUCCAAUCGUUUGGUGGGUGGGUCAGUUUUUGAAAUAUCUAUUGCGUCCCCAAGAGAAAACAGCGAAAUUCAUUCAGGAAGCCAUUACGAAUAUGGGUUUCAAGAGGCCUAUUGUUGGUGUACACGUGCGAAGAACUGAUAAAGUCGGGACUGAAGCGUCCUUCCACGGUAUUGAGGAGUACAUGGCUGCUGUUGAAGAAUAUUACAACCAACUGGAGCUCAAAGAACACGUCACGCAACGUAGAAUUUACCUCGCUUCAGAUGACCCGAAGGUCAUCCUCGAUGCGAAAAGUAAAUACCCUCAGUAUGAGAUACUCGGCGAUCCGGAGAUUGCCAAAACUGCCGCCGUUUCAACGCGUUACUCAGACUCAUCGCUGAACGGCAUCAUACUCGAUAUACACAUGCUCUCGAUGAGCGACUACCUCGUGUGCACCUUCUCGUCGCAGGUGUGCCGCAUCGCGUACGAGAUUAUGCAAAACUACUUCCCCGACGCGUCCGACAAAUUCAAAUCGCUUGACGAUAUCUACUACUACGGCGGGCAAACCGCUCACAACCGGAUAGCCGUACUUCCGCAUGAAAGCCAUCGCGCCGGUGAUAUGAGCCUGCAUGUUGGUGAUUUGGUCGGCGUGGCGGGCAACCACUGGAACGGGUUUAGCAAGGGACGUAAUCUGCGCACGCAGCAGAUCGGACUAUAUCCUAGUUUUAAAGUGAAGGACAAAGUGGAAGUGGCCAAGUUUCCCACGUACGCGAAAGCUGAUAAAGGCGCUGAUGUGGAGGAAAAUGAGGAUGAAAAGGAGGAGAACUAACUGUUACGUUUUCCCAGGUUUUUCCGAGAAUACUCAGACGAAAUCGAUGUUCCUUAGAGGUUUUAUUCUGUAAUGCAUUUAUUUUUAGCCACAUUUGUUAGGCUUCGAGAUUUUCGUUCCACGUUUUCUAUUGAUACAACUUUUAUUGACACACUGGUUAUUUAACACUUGAAAAAUUCUCAAAAUCUUAAGAAUCUUUAAUUUUUUUUUAGAUAUUUAUAUGCGACACUUGCGACAAUACGCAGUUGGUGUAUGAAAUUAGCAUUUUUAAUUUGUGCUUAGACAACAUGACAAUUAGCUUAGAUAUAGUAAGUAAUCCGUGUUAGUUAUGUGUAGAUAAAUUCGGCUUGCUUAUUAACUUCAUUCAAAAUGCGAAAAUGAACACCGAAUACAAUAAACAGAUCUAUUUUUAGGAAUACCGUUACUAGUGGAAUUGUCAACAGUGAAUUUAACUGCAUUAAGAAAACUUAAACACAGAAAAAAAAUGUAUAAAAGAGACGUUCUCGUGUAAGACAUGAAAUAAUUAUAUUGUAAAUAUUACGCGGUAAGAAUGACUGAAUUCAUGAUAUAAAUAGAGAGGAAUAUAUUGUAUGUAAAUGACUAUUGUUACGACAUGCCUAGCAAGCGAACCGAACAAAAUCGUAGUGGCACACACACACAAAAACGAACAAACAGGGGUAAUUUAACGUAACGAUGAAAAAAUGUAAUUAAUGUUACAACAUAGUAAUUUAAUUUAAUAUAACUCUUGAUAUUAUUUGGUGCAUUUCUUUGUGUGUUACAUGUUAAUUACUCAAAAAUAUUCUACUUGUAAUGAUUCUGAUUUUAUACGUGCAAUAAUUUUGUUUAUGAAUAGUUUAGUUUAUUACUGCAUUGAUAUUUACAUCAAGACAUCACUCGUGACACAACAACCAUCCAAUACUUUAUCGUUGUGCACGCGGCAUAUAUUUAAUUUGGUAUAUUGUAGUUUAAUUUAAGGAAAUGAUAUUUUACUUUUGUAUAACAAAAAUAAAACGCAGAACAGAUGAUCGUAAUAAAAGAGUGUAAAAGCUGUGAGUACAAAAAUUGA
Messenger RNA from Dalotia coriaria, 3211 nucleotides. RefSeq names its product alpha-(1,6)-fucosyltransferase 8 (gene FucT6). Gene Ontology annotation, molecular function: glycoprotein 6-alpha-L-fucosyltransferase activity; protein binding. Gene Ontology annotation, cellular component: Golgi cisterna membrane. NCBI's taxonomy places the organism in Eukaryota, Metazoa, Arthropoda, Insecta, Coleoptera, Staphylinidae. Gene Ontology annotation, biological process: protein N-linked glycosylation. The coding region runs from base 349 to 2145 and encodes 598 amino acids. The transcript is spliced from 5 exons. The record is from RefSeq and is a predicted model, not a curated record.